UCCUCAGGAUACUACUUCUCCAUCUCCACCACAGAGCCCACUCAGGCUGGCUCCUGCACCACCACAGGGCUCACUAGUCACUGUUGCCAGGGAUGAGAUGUCUGAACGACCAGAGACAGUCCCAGCAGCCCCGACACAGCCAGCACCAGACCAGACCUUACCCCAGGACAUCCCCACAGCAGUUGCUAGGGCUACACCCAGCCCUCCGGAUGCCUCCGAGAAAGCCCAGCUCAACAUGGAUGAAGAAGAGGAUGAGGAGAGGGAGGGCAGCCAGCAGGUGUCCGUGUCAGAAAUGAGUGGCACCCAGCCCACAGAAGAGUCCAGGCCUGGUUCAGCCGGCCCUGCGGGCUCGGGGUGGCGUGCAGGCGGUGCCCUGAUAUCGGAGCUGGACUCUGAGGAGGUGAGCUGUAGCCAGCAGGGGGUGUCGGAGCUGAGCGCUCCGGGCGUCCUGGAGGGCACGGAGAGCAUGGAUGACCUAGGAGACGCCAGUCUGAAGGGUGCCAUCGACAUGGAGGGCAUGUCUGCCUCGGCCGGCUCGCCUGACUUUGAGAAGGUGUCCGACAUACCGACCAAUGAUUUUGAUGACUACGAUGAAGACGGAGACCGGGUGUGCGACAUGGAGGUGGGUUCGGAACGGGCGGAUGACCCAAGAAGAGUGAGGCAUGACGAGGAUGAGGAUGAUGAUGUGGAGAUGGCUAGUGAGGGGGUGACUGAGAGCGGGCUGGAGAGCUACGGGAAUGCAGAUGAGGAUGACUUUGCAGAGGAUGAGAGACUGGACAACCUGAACCGAGCCCCGCCUGCCCCACUCCUGCCCUCUGCCCUGGCCGCCCAGUGGGACCAACCCAACCCCAGCUCCUUUUGUGACCCCUGGGCCCAGCCGCACCCCCAGGCUGCCUCAGCCGCCCCCCUGCAGACCCCUACCAGCCCCUCUUCAGACCCCUGGCAGGCUGAUAAGAAGACACCCACCCUGUACUCCACUCAGCCCUGGCUGCAGCUGACUGCCACACCAUUUGUUCCAGCCCUGCAUGAUCCCUCACACCAGCCUGCCCCUGCAUCUCCACUUGAAAGAGAGACCCUAGCCCCGUUGCAGUCCCUGUCCCUCAUAGCUGCCUCUGGACGCGGCAUGUCACACUCCAGCACCCUAAGCCCUACGGAGCUGGCUGUCCACAGCAGCAGCGAGACCAGCACCGCAGAGGAGCUCUGUGACUACAACAGCAGCUCCGGGGUGGAGUCCCGCUCUGAGGGGGGGAAACUCCACACCCUGCCUGCCGCCGUGCUCUCCCUUCAUCCUGAAUUGGAGAACCAGGACCUGGGAAUCCACCUGGAGAGAGAGGACGGCGAGGGGGAAGAGGCAGAGACCCUGCCAGCCGACGAAGUCCCAGGGGACCCCACAGCACCUACGUCCAACCCCUCGUCCUCCACCACAGAGGAUGAGGCCAGCGACACGGAGGGCGAGUCCCAGCUGGGCCAGGACAUCCACAGCGACAGCAAGCCCGGCGCCCAGCGCUGCCUGUCUGCCCUGGAGGAAGGGGAGGAGACCAGCGGCGGUGCAGAAGAGGGUGGAGACACCCCCCAGUCUGCCAACUCGGCGGCAUCCUACGCCUACGACAUGACUGCGUCCAACUCCAAUACCCACUCCACGGCUGAGAGCUGCGCCAAGAGCCCCGGCAUCUUCUCUCUGGAGGAGCUGCCUGAGGAGGCCAAGGACCCGUCACUCAUCCAGGAACUGACCCUGCCACCGUCCCAGCAACAGGCUGCCUCGGCAGACUCCCUCCUCGUCUCCAACCCAGAGGAGCAGCAGUAUAUGUUGUGUGGGACACUUGAGGCAGAGCUGGGGGACACGGGGGAUCUGAAACUCCUGGACCCCACGCUGUUUGCGGCCCCCCAGCAGCUCGGGGAGGGCCCCCGUGUCACCCAACCGCCCUACUACUCCACUAUCUGUGAAAACACUGAGAACUCUCUCACAGGGAUCAACGCGCUCCCCCAGCCACACUACCGCCGCGACCACCACCCCAACCCCCACUGUGACCUCUUGACCCCACCCAGGCUGACCUGUGCUGACCUACCCCCCCGGAGCCCUCGCCUGCAGGCCAGCCCCCAGCUCCGCCGACUGGAACGGCACAAGCAACAACUACUAGAGCUGCAGCAACGCAGAGAACAGCAGAGCAAACCCAAAGAAGAAAACGACGAAGAGGCGAGGAAGAAGAGCGAGCAGGAGAAGGAAAUGAAGAAAAAGGAGGCAGAGGAGGAGACGCUGAGGAGGGAGGAGGUGGAGCAGACACAGCAGAUCAUGCAGUGGCAGCAGGAGCUGGAGGAGCAGACACAGCAGAUGUCACCGCAACAACAGCCUCAAAAAGGUCAGGCAACAGUGCUGCUUUCACCUUCCUCUGGUCUCCAUACCAUUUAUGAAGCCCUGGAGAGUGAUGAAGAGGGGAAGGACAUUGAGGUUAAUGUCCAGCUCGAACAACGCGAAGAAGCCCCGCUGGAGAAAGAGGUUGACAGUAACCGUGACCGCCAAGAGGUAUUGGACGAAGCCGGUAGCAACUCCACUUCCAGUCCCUCUCCAGACUCCCCCGAGCAGGAAGAGUCCCGGGAUGCCUCCCCACCACCCGUCUCCCAAGAAUGCCCCCCUUCCCUGGACCUGGACUGGGGGAAGAAAGUUGACAUUGUCCAGCAGCUGAUCAACCAGACCCUGCUGCUGACGGGCGAUGGCUGCUCCUCCCUGCUCUUGCUUCCCGGGGGCAGAGGAGGCACCUUGAGCCCCCUGGAGGCCAGCCUGUGGCCCAACCUGCUACCCCCCCUCACCCCUCCCUCAGCCACGGUCACGGCGGUCAGCAGCUUCUCCCCGGAGGCCCCAGGCCAGUCCCCCCAGGGCGAGUGGACAGUGGUGGAGCUGGAGACACACCACUGAGGGUGUGUGUGUGUGUGUGUGUGUGUGUGUGUGUGUGUGUGUGUACACACACAGUGAAGACUCACCACUAAUGGUCGCACACAAUGUUAUUCAAGGUCUGUCAGUCACAUCACUGCUGUACACACCACUACUGUAACACCACCUCUAUUACCUCUCCUUGCCAUUCAACACCACUGCAAAUAUAACACUACUGUUUGUUACACUGAACUUAUACCACUGUAUCUUCAAACAUGAUACCUUUUGAAUGGGUGGCAAAGGCCACUGACACCCCAGUAAUAUCAAUCACAGACUGACUCACACUGGAAUUUUACACCUCUCAUGCCAAAACAAUCAUGUUAGGUUACACACCAACAGUCCCAGAAGGCUACUACCUUGAUUAGGCUGGUUGACUGAAGCUUCUGGACCAGCUAUUUGGGUAGAAUAGUGACCGCUUGUUAGCCAUGGUCCAUUUUACUGAAGCCAAAACGACUGGAUUCAUCACACACAUGCAAUAUGUUCAGGUUGGGGUCCUAGGUGGUUUAGUUUCCACUGAAGAUGUUGAUUAGUAUAGAUGUUUAACUGACUAUUGGUCUGAAUUACUGAUGACAAACUGCACUUGACUAGACCAGCAUCCUAUAAUGAUUACCCUGAACCUGUCACUCACUCAAUGCCUGCUUUGCUUUGUGCUUCAAAACCGUUUUGAUUUACUCUAGAGCAACAAAUCAUAGAAAUAGAAUCCCUAGAACGGUCAUGGGAUCCUCAUUCAAAUUGCUGAGGGCCUUUAUCCUGUCUAGGGGUUCUAUUUAUAUGGGCCAAGUAACUGUUUCUCUGACAUCAAACCAGAGGCCUUCCACCAGCUCAGGUAAAACACUGGUUGGCCGUAUGUGUUAGAAUAAGGUUAUUUAUCGACUGAUGAAUGCCACCAUUUUUCAGGGUGGUAAUUUCACUAUUUGGGAUCCAGCUUAGUGAAAUACACCUGGGUGCUAAUAAAAUGGACUGUUUCUGUUGCAUGCUACUGCUGACUCUGAUGGUCACUGGAAAUAUCGGUUUAUUUUUGUUUGUUUUCAGAAGCACCGUCUCAUGUCUUUGUUCUGAAGACUUGGCCCUGUAUCCUGGGCGGUUUUCCUCACGUUUGGUCUCAUUUCUGUGGUUACAGAUGAUGUCAUAAUGGGGGUGGGAGUGGUCAUGACAUUGAUAUGAGGUAAUGGAGGAAUGAAUAGGUGAUUGAAGAGGGUCAGAGUGUAAGAGAACACUAUUGAGUAGAUUACUCUGGGGAUAUAACCGGUUCUUCUGUGAGGCUGCUGGGUCCUAGCCUGGUCCCAGAUCUGUUUGUGCCGACCAUCUGCCCAACUCCUAUGGUCGUUUGGUGUGACGAAGACCAUAGGACUUGCCAAGAUGACACAAACAGAUUUGGGACCAGUCAUGGGUUUUUUGGGGGGUUAGUCAUGAACUAUAUUUGACUGAUGGUGGUACAGAGUUAACGUUGUGGACAUGUAUGUUAUGUGUGUCUGGAUGGAAAGGUACUGCAUAUGAAGAAAAAAAUGUAAUUACCUCAGUGGAUUGUGAAUAUAGUACAUGAGUGUCCAUUAAGCCUAUAAUAUGGAUUAUAGAGCCUUUGAAAAUAGUUGUUCAUUGCUCCAUGUCAGAUCAGGUUUCAAACUGAAGGUACGUGAGUCAAACACAGUCUUUACUACUACAAAUGUGAACUUGCAUUGCGCCUCGCUGAAGUUGACUUUUCCAACAGGAGUGUCGUCUAUUCAGCAGAAACAAAUCCAACAGGAUUUGUGGCUGAACUUCGAGCCCUAAGGACAGUCCACUGUGUUUGGGGACAAUGACCAUGGAUGGACAGAAACAGGUGGUUGUCCCAACAGGGUUUGUGGCUGAACUUCGAGCCCUAAGGACAGUCCACUGUGUUUGGGGACAAUGACCAUGGAUGGACAGAAACAGGUGGUUGUCCCAACAGGGUUUGUGGCUGAACUUCGAGCCCUAAGGACAGUCCACUGUGUUUGGGGACAAUGACCAUGGAUGGACAGAAACAGGUGGUUGUCCCAACAGGGUUUGUGGCUGAACUUCGAGCCCUAAGGACAGUCCACUGUGUUUGGGGACAAUGACCAUGGAUGGACAGAAACAGGUGGUUGUCCCAACAGGGUUUGAGAUGAUCUGUGAACGCUGAGACACACUCCUUCAUGUACCAUAGGGGAUGGACUCGACAGUUGAUACAACCACACUCUGCUGUGAGGCCAGGGCUAGUAGAUACUAUAUGUAUCUGGAAAUCAAACUCUUUUCCACCAUAGGCACAGCAAGCAAGGGCCCUUUUUUUAUAUAAAUGGUAGCUAGGUUCUCCAGUGUCUUUUUAAAGCUGUUUCUAUGUGUAGCCAAGUGGCUUCCAUUUUCUAAGGCAGUUUGGUACAUUCCAAUUUGAGGGCUCUGCCACUUCUACUCCUCAAUCCCAAAGGGACGUGCAGAAUGCAUCGGUCAAAGCUGGACUUUAUCUUGUGUAUUUUAAAUGUCUCCUCGCUGUAGUGUUUUGUAUACCGUUAGUGUAUAUUACUGAAAGGGGAGACUCAGACCAUUUAUUGCAAUGAAGGGAACCCACUGGAUUUUUAUUUUGUACUGUAGAGAAUAUAAGGUAUGGUAAAUGAAAAAUAGGUGACAUUAUUUAUAGAUUUAAAGCAGAUAUUGUUUUAGAGAAUGAAGGUUAAUGGUUGUAGAUGUAAUGGUUUAUUUAAAUUCCCCCAAGAUGUGACAGUUGAACUUCUGUGGGCACUAUACUUGUAGACGUUUUGUCUGUUUUGCCUGCAUUUCUUAAAGAUCUUUUCAAUAGUUAUCAGGGGAUAUGAAGUGAAUUAGACUGUGUUCAGUGCCAGCGCUUCCAUGAACACACUUGGUACAUUUUGUAUUUUACGUAACUGAUCAAACAUUCACAUCGAGCUGGUGUAGAAAUUACACUGUAGCAAAUGACAAUAUCAUGCAAAGUUACAGAACUCGCACCCAAUGGAGCAUGUCUGGGAAUCACUAGUA
Molecule: messenger RNA, 5911 nt
Organism: Oncorhynchus nerka (sockeye salmon)
Lineage: Eukaryota; Metazoa; Chordata; Actinopteri; Salmoniformes; Salmonidae
Gene: prr36a
Product: proline rich 36a
Exons: 2
Coding region: 98-2911 (937 amino acids)
Source: RefSeq, a predicted model, not a curated record